Molecule: messenger RNA, 1982 nt
Organism: Ostrinia nubilalis (European corn borer)
Lineage: Eukaryota; Metazoa; Arthropoda; Insecta; Lepidoptera; Crambidae
Exons: 3
Coding region: 55-597 (180 amino acids)
Source: RefSeq, a predicted model, not a curated record
UUACUUUGUGAGAUUCUUUGUGAAUAGCAAGAAACAAGCUCCCGAUUGUGCAAAAUGUCGGAUUCUGAGUACGCAUCCAGCAUUGAAGACGUGGCCCCAUUAGAGGUGGUGCCACCACCGCGCUCGAGCAAGAGCAAGUCCAAAACCAGCGCGUCGACCUCAACCGCUUCUACGCCUGCGCCUAAGCCGAGGAAGCGAAAGCCUGCCGCCCAUUCCGUUGCGAACGUUGAAGCCCUAACUAGACCAAAGAAAACGAAGAGUUUGUUUUCAAUCAUUAAUAAGGACGAGCGGGCAAGUGCGAAGGAGACAACUCGUAGCAUCGCAUCGAGCUUUACAUCGCGGGUGUCUUCGGGCCAGUGUCGUCGGACUGCAGUCACCAGCGGCGAGUUCUACAUAGAUUUGAAAGUCUACAACACCGACGAUGUUAAGAACGUUCCACCCGAGGAGCGUUACAAGAAAGCGCUUGCAGCGGUAAAACUCCAAUGCGGUGAACAAUCCCAGGAGUGGGAGGCUCUACAAAGGUUUAUAAGUAGCGCUUACGUAAUUUUUGAAGAGUGCGAACCGACUUAUUACAGUAAUAAAAUAAACAUUAAAUAAUUUUUACUUGUAAAUAAACAUACUUAUUACACAGUUUUAAUAUUAUUUUUUACAUUCGAAUUAUUCAACAUUAUUUCUAGUAGGUAGGUAUAGAGACUUUAUUGUUUAUUAACUAAUUCUUGGUUCUAAAAUGCCUUUCUGUACUAUUUGUAACGUGUCCAUAGGUUCAACCUCUUGGGUAGGACACUUGCGGAGUCGCUUGCACAAACAAAAGAACUCCACCCAACCACACAGUGAUGGUGUGGAAAUCGUAGGUUCUGCAUUUCGCUCUCGAAUCAUUUCUUACCGAUUAGUUGCAAGUGAACUUGACCAAACUUCUAUAGAUAUUUUCUUUAAUUCUAUUCAUAACAAAAUAAAAUCACUUUUAGAUGAUGCUUUAAGAGUACAUACUUGCAUCAAAGUGAAUUUUGAAUUAUUUAGCAUUUUCCUGUUAUUCAAAAAUAAUAUGCAGGAAAUGAAAUCUUUUGUUACAAAGAAUUUUAUACUUUACCACAACUAUGAUUUUGAUAGUUUAUUUUCUAAACUAGUGAGUAUAUUGAAAAAGAAAAUGGAAGAGUUUGAGGAAAGCGAUAGUGGUUGGGCUUUUUUAAGUAAUUCACAUUUAGAAAUAAAUGUCAAUAAGUACCAACCAUUAGGUGGGUCAUCUUAUUUAAAAUUACCUAAAUUUAUUCAAAAUAAGAAAGCAUGUAUAAAUAUUCAAAAUAAAGACCAGUGUUGCUUUUUAUGGAGCGUAACAGCAGCUCUUUACCCUGCUCGAAAUCAUCCUGAACGAGUCUCGUCUUAUCCCAAUUUUAAAGAUGUUCUAAAUAUCAAUGGGAUAUCUUAUCCCGUCACAUUCUCAGAUAUUAGGAUUUUUGAGAAAAACAAUCCUAAGUUAAGUUUUAUCAUUUAUGGUCUAAAAAAUUCUAAAACCAUUAUUGGCCCCGUAUAUAAAUCUGAAAAUACCAAAAACAAAAAAACUAUUCAUUUGCUAAUGUUAGAAAAUGACGCGACGUCACAUUAUUGUCUUAUCAAGGACUUGUCGCGGCUUGUCAGAAAUCAAAUAACAGCUCAUCAUGGUAAAAUUUAUUUCUGUGAUACAUGCUUAGUGUUUUUUACUACUUUUGAUGAACUAGAAAAUCAUUUAUGUAGCGGGAUCGUCACUGUAUUACCUGAAAAGGGGACCGUCAUAAAAUUUAAUAAUUAUGACCGUAAACAAAAUGUUCCAUUCGUCAUUUAUGCAGAUUUUGAGACAAUUUUAGAAGUGCACAAAGACAAAUCUGAUACGCAAAAUACAAAAACGCUGCAGCACCAUAUACCCUCAGCGUUUGCGUACAAUAUAGUCUGUACUGUAAACACUAGCUAUAAUCGGUAUGUAUCAUAUCUCGGUUCUGACUGUGUUUCAA